AGUGAUCUGGGCAGAGCCGGGGAGCGGGGCUGUGCGCGCUCAGAGAGCUGGGGGACUGGUGGGAGCUGCUGCUGCCGCACCUGGUGCGUUGUGACAGAGCAGGGGUCCAGCCUCCAGCCCGGCACCGCGCCCCGCCGCGGGGCUCUGGGUUGGCUGCAGUUCACCAGCGCGGCUGCCCCUCUCUCCUUCCUGCGCUUGCCGGGCCGGCGGGUGGCAGCGGCUCUGCCCCGGCCCCCAUGGCUUCAGCCGGCAGCGGGAUGGAGGAGGUGCGCGUGUCUGUGCUGACCCCGCUCAAGCUGGUGGGGCUGAUGUGCAUCUUCCUGUCGCUGUGCCUGGAUCUGGGAGCCGUACUGAGCCCGGCCUGGGUCACGGCAGAUCAUCAGUAUUACCUGUCCCUGUGGGAGUCCUGCCGCAAGCCCGGCAACUUGGACAGCUGGCUCUGCGAGUCCACCCUGCACAGCGACUGGCAGAUAGCGACUCUCGCUUUGCUUCUGGGCGGUGCUACCAUCAUUCUCAUAGCUUUCCUGAUUGGUUUGAUCUCGAUCUGUGUGGGGUCUCGGAGGCGGUUCUACAGACCACUCGCAGUCAUGCUCUUUGCAGCAGUUGUUCUUCAGGCGUGCAGCCUAGUCCUUUAUCCAGUCAAGUUCAUCGAGACAGUCAACUUGAAAAUAUACCAUGAGUUCAACUGGGGCUAUGGCCUGGCUUGGGGUGCAACUAUAUUUUCAUUUGGGGGUGCCCUCCUUUAUUGCCUGAACCCUAAGAUCUAUGAAGACUACUACUAGUACUACUUUAGUUUGAGAAAAAGAAAAGAAAUAACAAAAGGAUUUCUCCAUCUUUUCUAACUCGCUGUUUUUUAGAAUACUUGUGGAGCACCAAGCAGUCUGCUCUGUUGAUUUAAUAGCCUUUGCCUUUUGGCUGCAAACACUAUAACUAGCUUUUACAUCCAUUUAAGACAACUGCGAAAAUUAAGAUUGCUAAUCUUACACAGGCAAACGUUGGAAGCUGCUGAUACGUUAAUGUCAUUUUUCUUGACAACAAGCAAAGGAUCUACAUACAGCGAUCCUUGUGAGUGACAUUGCUGGAAUGAAAACGCAGUGCCUGCUUCUGCCAUCGCCUGCAGGGGAGCAGCUAUCAUAAGCUCCAUUUAGAAGUUUCCUUAUAUCAUGGUGGAUUCAGAUGUCAUGAUAAGCAGGUGGUGCCAUCUUACAUCAAGUGGUGUUGGGCCCUGGUCACUUGCUAGAAAAAGCUUUUGAGGAAUUAGUUGCAAAUGACCAUGUGUUGGGGGCAAUGAAUGUAAAUGAUCAAUGACUUUCCUAAUGUCUGCAUUGGACAGUCUGCUGAAAAAAAAAAAAAAACAACAAUGGGAGUUUAUGCAUUGGCAAUCCACAUCUUCCCUGCCAACUGUGGCAGAUCCCUGAAGGGAAGUCAAAACCUGGAGACAUAUGCUUCUAAUUAUGUGGCUGGAAGUUGUCUCAGCUCUGAGUAUUGUGGGGUGAGGUGAGGGGUAAUGGGGCCUCGAAUUUCCCUGAGGCAAAUAAAAUGCAUGUAUGAGCUGCAUUUGUCUUCAUGCCCUUUUAAUUUCCAAACUGUGCAGUAAAAAUGCAUAAAUAACAAGUCCAACUAUUUUUAUAGAAGGCAUUUGUUAGUAUAAAUGAAUAUAUAUAUAUAAUAUAUAAACAUAUGCAGAGGAAGAAACAUAUUACAUCUCAAAAUGGUAAUGUUUGCUGUGGUGCAGUGGUUAAAGCACUAACUUUGUAUGCCUUCUUACGAGGCUUGGAUCGCGAUCUCCAUUUUGGGUUAGUAAUGCAAAAUAAACAUCUUAAAAUUGGUUGCUCUCUCUGUAUGCCCUUAUGCUCUGUUUUGAUGGGAAAUACCUAAAAGUUCAUAUAAAUUUGAGAUGGAAUUGGAUUAAAUCUAAAAUAACUAGUUGCUUGGUACUUAUUAAAAGUAUUUAUUUAAAAAAAAAAGCUGUUUAUUGGAGAGAGACUGCCACUUUCUAAAAAUCCAGUUACUUUCUGUCUCUAAUUGAAAGAACGUAGCUGAGAUCUAGUUAUGUAUAGUAUAAAAAUGUUAUCAGUACAGUAUGUAAGCUCAGAUAUUUGUUUUUCUCUGAGUAUAAAGGGUUGAUUGACAUCUGUCUAAUUACUACUUGCUGAAUAUUUCCCACUUAAAACUUCCAGAGGCUAUACAAAUGAAAUGAGAGCCAAGUUAAACUAGGGUUUUAAAUUGACUUACACAGCAUAACUUUUAUUUUUGUUUAAUAUUUGCUUAUUUGGGUACUUUGAAUUAAUUGUGAACAUAUUUUUAUACAGUUCUAAUAUACAACUUUAGAAAUAAUUAUUUUUGUUAAUGGAGAAAUUUAAAAUAUAUCCUAGUUGGGCCCCUGUAAGAGCAGGGACUUUGAAGCUGUAAACAUGCAUUCGUAUGGUUGAUGUAUUGCUGGUUCUGCAAAAGGAUGUGGUCCUAAUGUUAUUAAAUGUACUCGCCACAGUUUACAGAGAGAGGCAAUUCAGCAAUAGGCAUAGAAGAAGCAUAAACCUGCUUGUAGCCUGUUGUUUGACAGAAAUACUUUAAAAAACAAGACCCAGUUCUUAACAAACCUAGGCCUCUCUGGGAUAGAGUGUAUAAUAUCACAGGAGAAUCGUCAGCAUCAGCACUCUUCCCUGGAUCAGUGAUGAUUAGCUAGACUAGGAUGACAGAGCAAAAUGAUAGCUUCACUUAAAUGUUUUUGUGUGGCCUGCUGAAGGAUGAGGGUAAAAGGGCAUGAGGGAAAGAAGGAGAGCACCUUUCACUUUAUCUCGCAUGCAGCUGAGAAUAUUUGGAAUUUUGCAUUUUUUCCUGCGUGACUUAACCACAUUCCAGGCCUUGGCUUUAACUGCAAAUCUUUCUGGACUGCAGCAUAACACUGCUCUUAUUUAGCAGCAUUAGGAACAUUGUGUGAUGGAAUGGGAAUUAGGCUAAUUUUAAGUCUACUGUGAGUGGAUCUCUGCCCCUUUCUAGGGGAAACAGUGCUUUGGUGCUGACAGUUACACAGCACUUUGCUUAGUACAAGGAGAGGAAGCCGUACAAUGCUAGACCUAUGUCAUAUCUACUAAUCUUAGUAAACUCCCUCUUUCUCUUUCUGUAUAGCUAGAGAGAACACAUUCAGUGGGCUAAUGCAUAUACACAUAAGUUGCACAUAUACUGGAAAACACACAAUUCAUAACAUAAAAGGCCGUUAGGCAAACAUUUUCAAACUUGAGUGCCUAAAGUUAGGAUCCUAUAUCCAUAUUUAGGCAUCAAAAGUCGGGGCUUGAUUUUCAGAGGUUCUGAAUACCUGCAACUUCCAUUGAAGUUAAUGGGAUCUACAGGUGAUCAGCACAUAAUCAGUUCACUGCCACUGCAGGGGCUGUGGGCAUUGGUGGCACCUUGGUCUCUUCUGUUCUCUGUUUGUGGGACAAAGUUUAGUUUCUUGAGGACUGAAAUGUUUUGGUCUAACUCAGAGGCAUCUGAGUGAAAUGUAAUGGCCUGUAUUAUAUUGGUCAGUCUAGAUGAUCUAAUGGUCCCUUCUGGCCUUAAACUCAAUAAAACUAGUGGGGUUUGUGUGUGGGGAAACUUAUGAGAAUCUGGUCCUUUUUAUUUAGUAGCCUAAGUGUGGGAUUAGGCACCUAAUUUUAGCCUAUGCUGCUGCUUUUUUCCCCUACCAUGGCCAAGAUUGCCGAAUAUUGUAUGUUUUGGCACCAAACGAAAAGUAAAUACAAUGUAAAGCGGAAAUAUUUUUUUCUACCCAUAGAAUAAAACACUCCUUUAUUGGAGUGUAUAUACAAUAGACAUCAUUUUUUAUAUAUUAUUCUUACAUCAGGCCUUCAUCAUUUCAGUUGUAUGUGGCUUUAUCUCACUAGCAAGCUAAUUUUUCACACCACAAACCCAUUAUUUCUCUUCCAAAUAUAUAUAGUGAACUUGCAAGCAGGGCUAGUUAUUUUUAUUUUUUAAGCUUAAAGUAUACUAUCCGGUGCGACAAGUACCAACCCACUCUUUUGAAUUUCUUGCACAACUACAUUUAGCUUUUGUAAGUUCAACAUGUAAAUUUUAAAGACAUAAAUAUAGAGACCUAUGUGUUUGAAAUAUGAAUGAUAUAUGGAUUAGCAUGUAACUGUAUAUUAUUAAACAUGCAAUGAACUAACUGGUAAGUGAAGUCUAAUCUUAUGGCUAGCAAUGUAAUUUAUUCAGACUGUAUUUUUGUACAGAACAGUGCACACUAACCUGUUGCCUCUGUGUCCUCUAUAAUGCCUAAAACUGUGCCUAGAGAUUUCAUUUGUCUUUACAAAUCAAUCAACUAAAUACUUCAUGCUGUUGAUGGUAUUAGUUUCUCUAAUGUUGUUCUGUUUACUUUUGAAAAGUGUAUGGUAUGUUUAUUGAAUGAAUCCAUCAAAAUGUGGUUCAUUUUUAAUGGUCAUUGUUAGGGGGAAGACACAUGUUUUUUUAUCUAAACUGUUUUAAGUUUGCUGUUUUAUUACCAUUUUUGCAUUUCACAACUUUUGUAGCUUACAUGAAGUUAUAUGUGAAAAAGUAACUAAAAUAAAAAAAAGAUUACACUAACAAAAUGCACUUGUUUUGCCCUGUGUAGAAUAUUUAAACACUGAAAAGUUCUGCUGCUGUUUUUGUUAGGGAGAGUAAGAAACCAGAACUCUGUUUUUACUUAAAUUAAUUUGUCUGACACUUGAAUAUCACAAUAAGGGCAUGUUAUAAAAAAAAAUAUAGCUAAAUUCUGCCCUAGUUAGUAUCCUGUGGGGUUGACUGUGGUAUACAUCUCGGCACUAUUCAGCCCAAAAUGCCCUUACACAAUAUAUUGUAACGUUUGAAUGACAGAGCCCUUUAACUUGUUAAAUAAAAAGCAGUGUAUUGGCAUUCAGAAUGUACCACUCCAACUACUUCAAUGGUAAAUUAAUGUGAUAUAUUCAAUAUUCUUUUCCAUAUUUCCAGAUUAUAUAGUGCUAUUUUCUGUAUGAACCUGAAGUAUGGGUUACUUUUUCACGUUUUGAAUAAUCUUUUACACUAUUCUUCCUUUUUAACCUGGAGGGGAGUAUUGAACUGUGUAUUUAAAAGCACAGUUUAAAUAAAGAAAACAUGUAUUAUGAUCUC
Messenger RNA from Malaclemys terrapin pileata, 5121 nucleotides. RefSeq names its product transmembrane protein 47 (gene TMEM47). Gene Ontology annotation, biological process: cell-cell adhesion. Gene Ontology annotation, cellular component: membrane; cell-cell junction. The coding region runs from base 237 to 782 and encodes 181 amino acids. NCBI's taxonomy places the organism in Eukaryota, Metazoa, Chordata, Testudines, Emydidae. The record is from RefSeq and is a predicted model, not a curated record. The transcript has 3 exons.